AUGUCUUACACCCAAUACCAACAGCACGGUGGAAAUCCAUACAACAAUGGACCUGAUGCGGAGGCCGGACGAGGCGGAGUGAACGGUCAAGAUCUAGGACAUGAGAUGUCCGGGUAUUCCGCGACAUCCCAAUACUCCAGUCACGCAUACGGCGAUUCUGGAGCACCAGCGCCAUCAUCCACGAUCCUCACUCAACAAGACUUCCUCGCCCGCGUCGCCUUGGUCAAAUCCGAAAUCCGGACCCUCUCCUCCAACAUCCAAGAAAUAGCAGCGCUGCAUCAACGAGCGCUUUCGUCGCCUGAUAGCAACUCGUCUGCCCAGCUCGAGAAUCUCGUCACUCAGACCCAGCUGAAGAACACCCAGAUCCGGGAUCAGAUCAAGUUUCUAGAGGCCGAUGAGCUCAAAACACAGGAUGGGACGAAGAAAGUGAAAACUAAACAGGCGAAACAGCUCAAGGGGGAGUUUGAGAGGGCGUUGAAGGACUAUCAACAGGAAGAGGUUGGGUACAGACAGCGGUACCGGGAGCAAAUUGCGAGGCAGUACAAAAUUGUGAACCCCGAUGCUUCGGAUACUGAAGUUCAAGAGGCGUCCGAGAUGGAUUGGGGUUCUGAAGGUGUUUUCCAGACUGCUCUCAAGAGCAAUCGUUCCGGACAGGCCUCGUCAGUCCUUGGCGCAGUGCGUGCUCGCCAUAAUGAACUCCAACGCAUUGAAGCUACCCUAACAGAUCUUGCUGCCAUGUUCGCGGAUAUGGCCCAAAUUGUAGAGGUUCAGGAUCCAGUUAUCGCGCACACCGAGGAAAACGCAGUACAGACAGCCGCGGACGUGGAUAAGGCCAACACCGAAAUCGACAAGGCGCAAGAACAUGCCAGACGUCGGAGAAGGAACAAGUGGUGGUGCUUGUUGAUCGUCGUUCUCAUCGUCCUGGCUCUUGCUCUUGGCAUCGGAUUGGGUAUUGGCUUGACCAAGACCGCCACUUCGAAGGCGACGUAG
Venustampulla echinocandica is the source of this 990-nucleotide messenger RNA. Its product is annotated as putative syntaxin-like protein psy1. The record is from RefSeq and is a predicted model, not a curated record. Bases 1 to 990 code for a protein of 329 amino acids. Gene Ontology annotation, biological process: intracellular protein transport; vesicle fusion; exocytosis. Gene Ontology annotation, molecular function: SNARE binding; SNAP receptor activity. Gene Ontology annotation, cellular component: SNARE complex; endomembrane system; plasma membrane. Lineage: Eukaryota; Fungi; Ascomycota; Leotiomycetes; Helotiales; Pleuroascaceae. The transcript has 3 exons.